GAUACCGCUGGACAAGAGCGAUACCGAACCAUCACGACGGCUUACUAUCGCGGUGCCAUGGGAUUCAUUCUUAUGUACGAUAUAACAAACGAGGAGUCGUUCAACGCUGUUCAAGAUUGGGUCACACAAAUCAAAACUUAUUCUUGGGACAAUGCUCAAGUGGUACUGGUUGGUAACAAAUGUGAUCUGGCCAACGAUCGUGCGGUUUCUGUCGACUGGGGUCGUCGAUUAGCGCAACAAUUGGGUUUGGAAUUUUUCGAAGCUUCCGCCAAAGACGAUAUCAAUGUUAAACAAGUGUUUGAACGUUUGGUCGAUUUGAUAUGUGAGAAAAUGUCGGACAAUUUGGAGAACAAUCCUUCGAUUGCCGGUGCCGCGCAAAAAGUCGUGAUGGUUUUGAUUGCCGUUCUUCUAACACCUAUUUGA
Echinostoma caproni is the source of this 423-nucleotide messenger RNA. Lineage: Eukaryota; Metazoa; Platyhelminthes; Trematoda; Plagiorchiida; Echinostomatidae. The record is from the annotation of a GenBank genome assembly.